UUUAAAAAUACAAUAUUUUCAACGAAUGUCACAAAUUUGUCUAAAAAUGUUUUCGAUUUAAUUUAUAGAAAUAUAGAGAUUCUAUACACUUGAAUUGAAGAGUAAAAAGAAAGUGAAUGGAAAGUUAUUUUUUAUUUGAUCCAAAUUGCAACAUUAUUUAAAUAAUUGCAACCCUAGUUACGUAAGAUGUGAGUAAUUAAAUUUUUUUGGCCUGCGCUGUAUAUUUUUAAGGCGCGUCGACGCUGGCGUCGUUGGCAUCCUUAUCGAUUGUCGCAGCGAUCGAAACCGAGAAAUACCUUCGUUACAUCAAAUAAUAACCUAUAUUUGCCAAAAUACUGUAUAGGUUGUCUCAAAAAAGAAGUAUAAUAACCAAUUAUUUUUCGUUAAUUAACAAACACUCUAUAUAUAUAUAUAUAUAUAUAUAUAUAUAUAUAUAUAUAUAUAUAUAUAUAUAUAUAUAUAUAUAUAUAAAAGAUCUAAGAUAUGUAUAUUAAUAAAUGUCAUAUUAUUAAUAUAAUUUGGUUAAGAAAAUCUCACGUCAAAUAAUGACAGUGAUUCGUUAACAGAUCAUUAUAUCAAAAAUUUAACCCCAUUUCCAUAUUUUUUCUUCUUCAAUUAAUUAUUCUUUCAUUUGAAUAUGAGCAAAAUUGAUUCAAGUACAAAUACAACGAAAACCGAUGAAACUAAUAUAGAAAGUAACGAAGAAGAAGUUAAUGAAGACGAAGUAGAACAGGACGUUUACGAAAAACAACUUUGUAUAAGAGAUUUACCGAUAACUGAAGGAUGUUUUGAAUCGCCUAUCGAUAUCAAUUUAAAAAAUACCAAAGUCGUCAUUUUACCCCCAUUAGUUUGGGUAAAUUUCGAAAAUCCACCUAAAAAGACAAAAAUAACAAAUACGGGACAAACCAUAAUUUUCAGUGCGAAAUGGAAAGAAGAACGUCCUUAUAUUACGAACGGUCCUUUCGUGGGAAAUUACGUAUUUUCCAAUUUUCAUCUUCAUUGGGGAUGUAGCGCGAUGGAAGGUAGCGAACAUACGAUGGACGGUUGUAAAUAUCCUGUUGAAUUGCACGCGAUUUUUUUCAAAAGUUGUUAUUUGACUCAAGAAUCGGCUUUAAAAGAACAAGACGGUAUUGCCGCUUUAGUAUAUUUAUUCAAGAUUCAAGAUGAUAUCAAUCCCGGUUUUCAAAUAAUAAUCGAUUCUUUGAAAGACAUCGCCACCGCCGGUAAUUCGAAAAAAAUCGAAAAUAUCGUUGUAACUAGACUGUUUAAGGAAUUUAGGGACGAUUAUUUUUUGUAUUGGGGAUCGGUUAGUACGGAAAAAUGCAUCCAUUACGUAUUAUGGUUAAUUACAAGGAUACCUAUAGGUUUAUCCAUAGAUCAGAUCGACGCUUUGCGUUAUAUUUUCGACGAAAACGGCGAACCUUUAUUGCGAAAUUAUCGCGACGUUCAAGAUUCGAAUAACAGAAGUGUUUUCCACGUUUCUCCUUCGACUUCCUUAUAUUCAUCUCUAUUACCUUUACCUGAACACGAAGUGGUGCAAAUAUACUGAUUCGGAGAAA
This is a messenger RNA of Diorhabda sublineata, 1559 nucleotides long. RefSeq names its product carbonic anhydrase 3-like. The record is from RefSeq and is a predicted model, not a curated record. Gene Ontology annotation, cellular component: cytoplasm. Bases 638 to 1549 code for a protein of 303 amino acids. NCBI's taxonomy places the organism in Eukaryota, Metazoa, Arthropoda, Insecta, Coleoptera, Chrysomelidae. Gene Ontology annotation, molecular function: carbonate dehydratase activity; zinc ion binding. The transcript is spliced from 4 exons.